CCUUCAACUACUCAGGUAAAAAUGGCUUCUUUCCACGAUGCACAAGGAUUCCGGGGUAACCAAGGUGAAGACGAAAAGGUUGAUGUGAUAUCCGUGGAGCCUAUCGCGAUGAUAGUGUCGCCGGAGUUGCAGGAUUCGCCCAGAACCGCCGCGCCGGAGAGUAGCGCCAGUUCAAGCGUGGGUGGUGGUUCUAAGAGCCACCGGUCGUCAACCUCCAGUGAUUCGCCCACGGAAGAGAUACCUGGUGGAGCGGAGGGUGUUGAGGAGGUUGGCUGCAGUGCACCGGUGACGAGUGCAGCAGCGGAGGUGGUGGUGUUCGAAGGGUGGGAGAGCAAAGUUUUGAGUGGACGACUGGAUAACCUUCGUAAGGCUCCCAAAACCCUGCCGGCCGGCUUCAAGUUCAGGGCGGUGCUGCAUCAUGAGGUUGCAGAUGGCGCGGCCACGGUGAAGGGUUACAAGAAGCUGGAGGAGAUGGUGAGGCGAUUCCAGAUCCCCAGAACCAUCCUGAUCCGAGCUGGGACACCAAAUGAACGGGCGUGUUCAGUGUCGUGGACGGGUUGGGUGCCAGUAUACGUAGACCAUUUUGACGCCGGUCUACGUUUUCCUUUACCCGGACUAAUUUUUGACGUCCUGGCAAAGUACGAGCUGGUCCUUUCGCAACUUACUCCCAACAGCAUAAAGUUUAUCAUAGGCUUUAUGCUGUUGUGCGAAAGGUUGGGGAUGCUUGCUAAGGCGGUGGUCUUUAGGUCGCUCUUCCUGUGCCGGUUGUGCCCGUCCACCAGUGGAACGAGAUGGUACUACAUCUCGGGGAGAGAGAAAAUGAUGAUAUUCACCAACAUAAGGAACAAAGUGGCGAGGUGGAAGAGACAGUUCGUCUUCGUUCGGGAUACACGAACUGAACGAAUCAGUAACGAGCUCGCCGCCCGUCUGUCAGAGUGGCGCACACCCAACACCUACAUGAACUACCCACAGCUGACAGUUGGUGAUGUCGACCUGAAGAACCGGCUGCUCGACUAUGUGAAGGCGAGGGGGUUGGUGGAUCUAAAAACCUUGGUUACCCCGGACCAGAUCGCACUUCGAGAAAUGAGCAGCAUCCUUGAGAGGCAACGGCAGCGAGUUCAAGGCUCAAGGAGCCGGGGAGCUGGGUCUGGUUCACAGCGUCAAUCCCGCUUUGACGAGCGGCCACCUGCUGCACCGGGGCGCAGCUCGCAGCACUGGAGUUCCAGCUCGGCACAGAGGCCGCGUGUCGAGCAACGAGCAGAACCGGCGCCCUCAAGCUCAAGAAGGCGCGUACGGGAGGACUCCGACGCAGAGGACGACGUUCCCCUUAUCCGGCAGAGGACAAGUACCGGCUCGCAGCCCGCUCCGGCCGUUGCUGCACAACUUGGCAAUGUGCCCAAAGCUCCAGCUCGUGAGGUUGUCGAGCCAACACCAGCCUCGUCGUCUGUGGCGGGGCCUAGGAAUGUAUACCCUGACGGCUUCAGUUACGUACGGACUGAGUGCCAUGCUGCCAUGCUGCAGGCCCGGGUGCAAAACAACGAGCUCCAGAAAAGCUGCAAACAAUUGGCCACUGAAAAAGCCAGUUUGGCUAACGAGAUCAGUCGUCUGCAGAGCUCGGAGAUGGCAGACCAAGCGGCAUUAGCUGAAAGCCGAGCUGACGAGCUGGCCCGUAAGGUUAACGAGCUGAAGGAUGAGCUCGUGAGGGCCCGAGUGGAGAAGGAGAGUGGCAUCCAAGCUGCGAAGGAGGAGGCCGGUCGUGCAGAGGACCGUGCCAAGAGGGCAGAAGCUGAGAGGGAAAAGACUCUGCGCGAGCUGAACGCCAUGGCAGAGAGGAGGGCUGAGUGGCUGGUGGGGGCAGAUAUGUUCCAGGACGCCGUGGCAGUGGCUGCAGCCAACACCACCACGGAUAUUUUCAAUGAAGUUCGUGGGAAGGUGUUGGGAGUCCGGGCAGACUUCCCCAUUGGUGAAUUGGCCUUCUUCGAGGGCGAGGAGAUCGAUGCUGACGAGAAGAGUCUCACCCAGCCAGCGAAUACCAGGGUGAAAUUGAGAUGGGAGCUCAACGAGGAGGGGCUGCCCGUGUGGCCCCCUUCUGUCGUUGAGGAGGGAGAGGACACGGAGGGGUUGCCGAGCUUCGAUGCUUGGGUGGCAGACCCCAAUGACGUGCUUGCUGAGCCUUCCAGCACUCCCCCCUCUGUUCCACCUCAGCCCGUCACGGCCGCAGCUCCAGCUAUUCUCUCUCCUGCUCACUCUCCUGCUCACUCUCCCCCAGAUCGGUCAUUCUAGCUCGAUCUGCUGCUGCACCAAACGACGCAUCCAUCCCCGUCGACCUGAUGGAUGAUUAGUUUAGGAGCUUUUGCUUUGCUUUUUGUAUUUCUUUUUGUCUUUUUAUGUUAAUCGAACACAUGUACAAGAACAUUCAUGAAAUACAACUCCAACCUUUAC
Rubroshorea leprosula is the source of this 2442-nucleotide messenger RNA. NCBI's taxonomy places the organism in Eukaryota, Viridiplantae, Streptophyta, Magnoliopsida, Malvales, Dipterocarpaceae. The record is from the annotation of a GenBank genome assembly.